AUGGGGCUGGCAGUUAGUACCCUGAGGGUUCAGAUAUCAGCACUCAGCGUUUUCUUUCAGGUGUCACUAGCUAGGGAUCAGCUUGUGGCUAGGUUCUUUAAAGCCCUGGAAAGGCUUAGACCAGUGGUGGUCCGUUCGGUUCCCCAAUGGAAUUUGUCUACGGUGUUGCAGGUUCUCACAGCCGCUCCUUUUGAGCCCCUGGAUGAGGUCUCACUUAGAAACCUUACCUUAAAAACUGUGUUUUUGGUAGCUAUUACUUCUGCUCGUAGGGUGAGUGAGCUCCAAGCCCUAUCCAUUAAGGAACCGUUCCUGUCUAUUUUUGAGGAUCGGGUUGUCCUUCGAACAGACCCGGCUUUUCUGCCAAAGGUCGCUUCGAGGUGCAACAGGGUGCAGGAGAUCAUUCUACCUACAUUCUGUCCCAAACCAGUAGGUAGCAGGGAAUCAGGUUUUCACUGUUUAGAUGUGAGACGUUGUUUGCUCCAGUACUUGAAGAUUUCCAAGGAAUUUCGGAGAUCUGAAUCACUGUUUGUGCUGUUCUCUGGUAGGUCCAAGGGGAAGCAAGCUUCUAGAUCCUCCUUAGCUAGGUGGUUGAGGCAGGCCAUUAUGGAAGCUUAUGGAGUGUUAAAUGUUCCACCCCCGUCUUUGGUGACAGCACAUUCAACUAGAGCUUUAGCAACGUCCUGGGCCGAACGAGCUGGUGCUACGCCGGAACAGAUUUGUAAGGCGGCAACAUGGUCAAGUUUCUCCACCUUCGCAAAGCAUUAUCGCCUAGAUCUCAAUACCGCAGGGGAUCAGGCAUUUGGCAGGAAGAAUUUGCCUCCUCCAAUAUUUGCCUUUUUUUUCUUUCUUGCAGCCAACACCGACUUGACAGUUAAUGGAAUAACAAUGUCCAGAUCAACCGAAACGUCCCUGCCCUCCAUUGACGAUUUUCACCGGGCGUUUGAAGUGGUUUUUGUGGAUCCGCUGGGAGUGGUGAAUCUGUGUGGCGACAUGACAGCUGUAAAGUAUAGACAGAUUCAGUUUGAAGCAAAGGAGUCUUUGAAGUACCUGGAUGACACGGCGACCAACGGCUUCCUCCAGCUCCUCAUGGUCCGCAAACCUUUCGUUAGGACGUUCGAUCAUGUCUUUCAUAUCACACAAGUGACUACGCUACAGGGCACAUGUAAUAAGAUGAAUCUUCAUAACGAGCUGAUAGACCGCGGGGGAGACUACGUAUCGACUUCGCUGCCCUUCAUACUGCCUGUGCUGAAGAGGGGCCUGGACCAGAGGCUUGUUUUGAUGUCGCACACCCUGCCACAGAGGCCGGAGUGGGAGAUCACAGAGGAGCCUGCUAAGCACAUGGACAUUGGCACACUGUCGAUAGGCCUUUUGCUGACCCCGGAGUUUUACACCAACAUCUUGGAGAAAGGACCAGCUGCAGACAGUCCAGAGGCCGUAGAGUUCAGGAAGUUCUGGGGAACAAAAUCGGAGCUCCGGAGAUUCCAGGAUGCGUCAAUCUGCGAGGCGGUGGUGUGGCCGUCGGACAACGUGCAGGAAAAGCGCAGGAUUCCGGAACUUAUCGUUAAACAUCUUCUACAGCUACACGCUGAUCUGCCAGAGUCUGCUAUCAGCUACACGGGUAAUUUUCUGGACUGCACCCUCAUCAGGAAGAAAAAGCCUGGUACAGGAGAGGAGCAGAUGGCUAGUGUCAUCCAGUCCUAUGACGACCUCAGCAGGAAGCUAUGGAAUCUGGAGGAUUUACCACUUACUGUCACCUCUGUGCAGGGUACCCACCCAUCACUCCGCUACACAGAUGUCUUUCCUCCUCUUGUUGUAAAACCAGAAUGGUCUUUUUUUAAGACUGUGUCUGAAAAUAAGUCUUUGGUCCCCUUGGUGGAUAAGCCCAGUCCAGCCUACGUUUCCCCUAUAAAGGUGAUUUGUCACAUGGAAGGAAGUGGGAAAUGGCCGCAAGAUAAGGACGCCAUUAAGCGAGUGAAGGCCGCUUUCCAGAUUCGGCUGGGGGAGCUGCUGAAGGAGCAGCAUGAUCUGCUGUGCAGACCUACUUCCACUUUUACAGAUGUGUACAAGGAUGGCUAUGUGUUCCGUCUGCAAGUUGCGUAUCACAGAGAGCCGCAGUUCAUAAAGGAGUUGGUCACGCCGGAUGGGAUGCUGAAGUACCGCGAUACUGAGGAGUCCCUGCAACUGGAACUGGAGACAAUUCAUCUGACUCAACUGACCAGCACGCUGCACGGGCUCCACCAGCAACUUCCUGCGUUCGGUGGCACUUCGCGCCUCGCCAAGCGUUGGAUCAGCGCCCAGCUGCUGUCGGACAGCAUGUCGGAGGAGUGUGUGGACCUUCUUGUGGCUUAUCUCUUCCUGCAUCCAGCUCCGUUCACUGCACCGAGCUCCCCCCAGGUGGGUUUCCUGCGUUUCCUCAACCUCUUGGCGACAUUUGAUUGGAAGAACAGUGCGCUGAUUGUGAAUCUGAAUGGUGACCUGACAGAUGAUGAAAUAAAGGAGAUUCAGGGUGGGUUUUCGUCAGCUCGUGCCCAGCUGCCGGUUAUGUUCAUCGCGACACCGAAGGACAAGAAAGCAUCCGUGUGGACCAAGAAACAACCGAGUGCUCAGAUGCUGCAGCGUCUCAUAGUCCUGGCUGUGGAGUCCCUGCGCACGCUGGAGGAGCACCUGACCAAACCGUCUGAGAAAACCGAUGUUAAGGUGAUCUUCCGGCCUCCACUGGACCUUUAUGAUGUCAUGAUCCACUUAAAUCCCAAGCACAUUCCGCGGCAUCGAGAGGCGGUGGAUCAGACUGCCAAGUCCUUUCAUCGCGGGCUUCUGGGGGAGGACGCCCAGGUCAAGGCCCUGCGGUUCCCUGUGGUGGAUUAUGAUCCAACUCAGUUAUACCUUAAGUCACUUAGGGACUCGUAUGGGGAUUUCGCUCUGUUCUUCUACGAUCAACACGGUGGUGAUGUCAUUGGCGUUCUUUGGAAUCCCUCCAGCUUCGCACCACAGUCUUUUAAGACCACCAAUAUUAACGGGCGGAUGGUGGACAGUAAAAGCUCGUUGCUGGUUCCCAACGUGGAGGCCAUUCUGGAGGACUUUAGGAUCCUGGGUGAAGGUUUGGUGCACCACAUAGAGGCUCGCACAGAGAGAUGGAACAUCGGAUAAAGACGUUUAUAUUCCACAAAUGAGGGCCACCUGAUGCUUUGCAACAUCCACAGCAAGUGCA
Nanorana parkeri is the source of this 3208-nucleotide messenger RNA. RefSeq names its product nucleolar protein 6 (gene NOL6). Gene Ontology annotation, biological process: rRNA processing; tRNA export from nucleus; DNA integration. The transcript is spliced from 19 exons. Bases 1 to 3147 code for a protein of 1048 amino acids. Gene Ontology annotation, molecular function: DNA binding. NCBI's taxonomy places the organism in Eukaryota, Metazoa, Chordata, Amphibia, Anura, Dicroglossidae. Gene Ontology annotation, cellular component: small-subunit processome; UTP-C complex; CURI complex. The record is from RefSeq and is a predicted model, not a curated record.